AUGUGCGUCAAGGAGUUUCUCGGGUACAAUUGCGGUCACUGCUCCAUCCCCGUUCUCCGACCUUGUCCUAUCUCUCAAUCCAACCCCACAUUCCCAGUGUGCCAGUACCCGGCCGAGCGACCGAUAUUCACUAAUGACUUCUGCCACCCAUGCUCUCGCAUCAUCUGGAACAUUAAGGUUCUGAGGGAAGAGGGGACACACAAGGAACGACACAUGGCGGGGGAAUGUUUGUGUGAAGUUAUCUUUGAAGGUGAGGAUCGGGAGAAGCGUCUUCGACCUCGGAGUGGAAAGGGGAAGGAGAGACCCGCCGAGAAAGAGACUCAUGGUGGUGCAAACUCCAGAGAGGCUAGUGGAGGUAAGAAUGCACGACCAGGUGCUGAGCGUGGCUAUGAAGACAGGGGCGAGACAUCGACUGGAGUUGGACAAUAUGGUUCACGUGGCCGAAGAAGUGUUAGGGAUGGAUCUCAGUAUGAUCAGAAGAAUGAUGGUGCUGUAAUGAAUUCUCAAGCUGGUGGUGAAGGUCGCAACCUUAGUGGCGGGGUCGAGUAUAGGUAUGCCGAUCAAGGUCAGGUGUGUGCUGGAACUUAUGCCCGUGGAAAUUUUGCAGAUGGUGAGUGGGUUCAAGGUUAUGAUGGUGGACGACGCAACGCUAUACUCGGACAUGGUGGUUCAGACGCGGACGGAUCUUAUGGGUCUCAUGUCUAUGGACCACUAGGCCAUCAAAUGCAUGCAGGGCAAGACACGGGACUGGGUGAUUGGUCUCGGCGUGAUUGGGACCCCGAGGCCCAAGAGAAAGCAUACCAAUACGUUGGUUAUGUCGCCAAUGAGCUUCGCCAGCAAAGACCAGUGAUGCCCGAGUCCGGAUAUGGAACGGCGGUUGCUGGAGGUAACUACCCGAGUCACUUGGUUUGGGAGGGUCAAACUAUGUUGGGCCAACCUGGCGCCGGCAUGAAGUGGUAUCCUCAGCCUGACCCCUCCCAACCUGCAACUACAAGCAACGAGACGGCCCAGCCAGCAGUGAAGGACAAUGAAAAGAGCGGCAAGAAGACGAAAGCUUUAUCAAAGGCACACUCGGAGCCAAGCCACACGCCCUACCAAAGCUACGCAAAGUCGGCAGCUGAGGAUUCCGAGCUCCAAGUAGAGCCACAAGAGGAACAAGCAGAGGCACCAGUCGUCAGCAGUGACAUGGUCAAGCCUCGAUACUAG
Molecule: messenger RNA, 1206 nt
Organism: Lachnellula hyalina
Lineage: Eukaryota; Fungi; Ascomycota; Leotiomycetes; Helotiales; Lachnaceae
Exons: 1
Coding region: 1-1206 (401 amino acids)
Source: RefSeq, a predicted model, not a curated record